UCGGCGCGGUGGCUGCUGGGUGCUGCGCGCCUUUCCCCUCUCGCUCCCCCUCCCAGGCCGCGUCUCCUCCCCCUCGGCUCGUCUGCUCCCUGGCGUGACUCGGCACUCAGAGCUCCGGCAGGACACGUCGUGGUCGCCGCUCCGGUCCAGGCCCCGGCCUCCCGCAGCCUCCCUCGGGCCUCCCUCGGGCUUUCUUCUUAAGUUUUGAAGCCGGAAGCGUCGCGGCCGCGCUGCCGGGUUCUCUGUGAGGAUGGUGGGAGUGAAGCCGGUCGGGAGCGAUCCAGAUUUCCAGCCGGAGCUGAGUGGGGCGGGCUCCAGACUGGCUGUGGUCAAGUUCACCAUGAGAGGGUGUGGACCGUGUUUGAGGAUUGCUCCAGCAUUCAGUUCUAUGAGUAAUAAAUAUCCACAGGCAGUUUUCUUGGAAGUAGAUGUACAUCAGUGCCAGGGAACAGCUGCCACCAACAAUAUAUCAGCAACACCUACAUUUUUGUUUUUUCGAAACAAAGUGAGAAUUGAUCAGUAUCAAGGAGCAGAUGCUGUGGGACUAGAAGAGAAAAUCAAGCAGCAUCUAGAAAAUGAUCCUGGAAGCAAUGAGGACACAGACAUUCCGAAGGGCUACAUGGAUUUAAUGCCUUUUAUUAACAAAGCUGGUUGUGAAUGUCUUAAUGAAAGUGAUGAACAUGGCUUUGACAACUGUUUACGAAAAGACAUGUCCUUCUUGGAAUCUGACUGUGAUGAGCAGCUACUUAUUACCGUGGCAUUCAAUCAACCUGUUAAGCUUUAUUCCAUGAAAUUUCAAGGACCAGAUAAUGGUCAGGGUCCUAAAUAUGUAAAAAUUUUUAUCAACCUACCCCGGUCUAUGGACUUUGAGGAGGCAGAAAGGAGUGAGCCAACUCAAGCUCUGGAGCUGACAGAAGAUGACAUUAAAGAAGACGGCAUUGUUCCUCUUCGUUAUGUUAAAUUUCAGAAUGUUAACAGUGUAACUUUAUUUGUUCAGUCUAAUCAAGGUGAAGAAGAGACAACGAGAAUUUCAUAUUUUACUUUCAUUGGUACUCCAGUCCAGGCAACAAAUAUGAAUGACUUCAAACGAGUAGUUGGCAAAAAAGGAGAAAGCCAUUAAAGUUACAAAAGACACUGGAAGACUUACUGCAGUCAGAUUUGCAGCUCCUGGAUAAUUGCUUGAUUCUCUUCGGAAACUGUUCAUCUUCAUUUGUUGCCAUUACCAGUAAAUCAUUGCUUUUAUUCAGAUGGCAUCACUAGUGUUUCUGUUGUAAUCUUGAUACAUGCAGUUGUAAAUAAAAGUCACUACUUUUGUCAAGCUUACAUUUUGUCAUUCUAUAUAAAUGCAUUCUCUCUCUCUUUUUUAUUUGAAUAUUGACUAACUUUUUGUUUUAGAAGAGCUCUUUCUGGAAUCACAUUGGCUUAAAGCUAGUCUGUCUCUAGAGGAACAGAAUGUUAGUGUUUUGAUACAUGGAUUUGAAAUAGCUAACCAUGUUCGAGUAAGUACUGACUUGUAUUUUAUCAAAAGACAUUUGGGUAUCUAGGCUUUAUAAAUUUACUCAAAUUAUAAGCAGCCAGUAAUCUUAUCUGUUACUGGUAGUUAACAGGCCUGCAAAUUUUUUGUUUUUCAGGAAGAGUCUUGAUAGGUAGCAUAGGCUAGCCUCACCAUUGCUGUCCUGUGCCUGCCUCGCAUAUGCUGGGAUCGUAGGCAUGGACCACCAAACCUGGUCUCAUGUCAAGAUUUUAACUCUUUUUGUAUAAACCUAAAAAUUAGAGUCAGCUAUUUUCUUUAAUAAUUAAGGUAUACUGAAUUCAGACAGUUGGCAAAAUAUAAUAGAAUAAAUUUAUGGAAAAUUGGAAUUAGUAUCUAAUAUUUAUUACCUCAAUUCACCAAACAUUCACUAUAAAUGUAUAGACAAAGAACAUGAUUUAAGAUUGAAAAUGAGUUGUUCCAACUAUUUUAUUUGAAGAUCUUUUGCAAAAGACUGGCUAAACAAAAUAUUUGUUCUUACGGAUUUUUUUUAAACACUUAAAAUUGGAUCUUCAGCUAAAAUAUUGGUAGAUUUAAUGUUUUAAAUGUUUAUUUUAUGUGUAUAAAAUGUGUUUGGCCUCCAUGUAUUUAUAUUCAUUUAUAUGUAUUGCCCACCUGAGGCUGGAAGAGCAUCAGAACCCCAAGAACAGGAGUGACAGCUGCUUGAGAACUGCCGUGUAGGUGAUGGGAACUGAACCCAGGUCUCUACAAGGCUGCUACUCCAGCCCUAUACAUUUAGUUUUUAAUUCAGUGUUUUGAAAGCAUAUAUAAGAUUAUAGCUUGUAAUUCAGUUAAUGUAUUUGAGGACAUUCUUAUCUAGAAAUAGUGCUGAGAUCUGCCCUUUUGAUGCUAAUGAAAAAACUAUGGAAGUUUAGUGUUGAAGUAGUCCUCUUUGAAACUUGUGUCAUUAAGUAAUUAAUUGUGUUCAGUUCAUUUGUAUGUGAGCACAGUAACUGGUCUGUGGUGAUUGAUGUCUGUAUUUUAUGUAUUUCACAGUUUUGUUCACUUAGAUCAAAAGGAAGACAAAAAAUAAAGGUUUAUAAUACUUGUAGUGCAAA
Molecule: messenger RNA, 2589 nt
Organism: Peromyscus californicus insignis
Lineage: Eukaryota; Metazoa; Chordata; Mammalia; Rodentia; Cricetidae
Gene: Txnl1
Product: thioredoxin like 1
Exons: 8
Coding region: 251-1120 (289 amino acids)
Source: RefSeq, a predicted model, not a curated record